AGUCGCCCAAACGGGUUGUGUUCGGCACUCGUCCCGCUGUUUCUCCCACACGCACAGCAGCCAUGCUCGCUUUCGGACGGGUGGCCCUCUGGGCUCUCCUCGUGUGCUUCGUCGCCGCCACACCGACUUGCGUCGAGUCCGGGACAUCGCGGGUCACGUACACCUGCUCCGGCUUCACAAGCCACGCCGAUUUCAAUACAGUCGUCCGUCGCGACUUCUCGCCGGAUCGCUAUUCGCGGGUUGACUUUCUUCUUCAAAACAGCAACCUCGACUAUUUACCGGUGAGAGCACUUGAAGGCACUAUGGCCUUGGUAGUGGAGCUCCGUAAUGUCCGAGUGCAUGGCCCCACUCCGACGUCCGAUGGGCACCCCUUCACUGGUGUCACGUCGUGGCUCAAGAAGGUAAUCCUUAGCGAUGGCAGCACGGCACCCCCAUCAUGGGCGCUGCUAGCUCCGCUGACCAAGCUUGAGGAGGUCAUCCUCUUGAACAUGCACUACGUCAACCUCUCCAGCAGUUUCAACGAACUCCCGAAGAGUGUCAAGCGUGUGCGCGUCUUGAACUCGACUAUCCUGGGCGUAGACGAAGACUGGCUUGCAGGUCUGGAAAACCUGGAGGAGCUGCACGUCGAGAACAGCAACAUCAACCACUUCUCGAGAUCUAUGCUGCCUAGGCCAGCCCGCAACCUUACAUCGUUGACGCUCAGGAACGCAAAUUUGACAUCUUUGCCGGCGGACCUCACCGUGGACGCGCCCCGGCUGACUGAGCUCAACCUUCAGCAAAACGCCAUUCACCAGUUCGACGACCGCAGUUUCACUACUCUGCUCGAACGGAGCACCGAUGCCGCAGCCUUUUUAGAUGGAAACCCCCUGGACUGCGACUGCCACGCACGCUUUCUGAACCAGAUUCCGGACAGCUGGACUGCACCGCCGUGCGUUACACCGGAGCGACUCAAGGGACGUCAGGUCAAGAACAUCGGUAUCUCGCAGCUCAUUUGCGCAGCUGCCGGUGGCCGCCGCUAAUAAAGAGGAAAGCAGCCAUGCA
Molecule: messenger RNA, 1041 nt
Organism: Dermacentor albipictus
Lineage: Eukaryota; Metazoa; Arthropoda; Arachnida; Ixodida; Ixodidae
Product: TLR4 interactor with leucine rich repeats-like
Molecular function (GO): protein binding
Source: RefSeq, a predicted model, not a curated record